UGGGUUUGUCCGCUCUCCCCCUAUAUGGCUCUGGAUUAGCUGUAUGCUAAUAUCGGCAGGAGAGGAGCAGCACCGCGUCGCUGCGCGUAGUCAGUGGUGGCUCCCAGAGUCUAGGGAGACUCUUCGACAGCCAUGGCUGAGGGUGGAGAAGGGGAAGAUGAAAUUCAGUUCUUAAGAACUGAUGAUGAAGUGGUUGUGCAGUGCGUUGCUGUGAUCCAGAAGGAGAAUCGAAAGUUUUGCCUGGGAGCAGAAGGCCUCGGGAACCCUCUCUGUUUCCUAGAGUCCACGUCCGAUGCUAAGUAUGUUCCUCCAGACCUGUGUAUCUGCACCUUUGUGCUGGAGCAGUCGCUGUCAGUGCGAGCUCUGCAGGAGAUGCUGGCCAACACAGGGCCCAACAGCGAAGGGAGUGCUGGUCAUGAAAAAUGGGGGGUGCAAGGGGGCGGACACCGAACCCUGCUGUACGGCCACGCCAUCCUACUGAGGCAUUCCUUCAGCGGAAUGUACUUAACGUGUUUGAAGACAUCAAGGUCCCAGACCGACAAGCUAUCGUUUGAUGUGGGCCUGCAGGAAGACUCCAUCGGAGAGGCGUGUUGGUGGACUAUCCACCCCGCGUCCAAGCAGAGGUCAGAGGGUGAGAAGGUCCGCAUCGGUGAUGACCUCAUCCUGGUCAGCGUGGCCUCAGAGAGAUACCUGCAUAUGUCAAUGGCCAACGGGAAUGUUGCAGUGGAUGCCUCCUUCAUGCAGACGCUGUGGAACGUUCAGCCAACCUGCUCAGGCAGCAACGUGGCAGUAGGCUAUGUGCAGGGCGGCCAUGUGAUGCGACUCUUCCAUGGCCAUGAUGAGAGCAUGACCAUACCAGGGGCAGACAGGCCUCCAGAUGAACAGAGGAUAAUAAAUUAUGAAGCAGGCAAAGGGGGCUCCAAAGCCAGGUCACUGUGGAGACUGGAGCCUCUCCGGAUCAGCUGGAGUGGCAGCCAUCUUAGGUGGGGUCAGCCGUUCCGUCUGCGCCAUCUCUCCACGGGACACUACCUGGGCCAGACGGAGGAUCGGGGGCUGGUUCUGCUGGACCGUGCCGACUCCAACACCAAGGCCACGUCUUUCUGCUUCAGGCAAUCCAAGGAAAAACUGGAGUCUGGCCCAAAGCGAGACAUUGAAGGCAUGGGCGUGGCUGAGAUCAAAUACGGAGACUCCAGCUGCUUCGUCAUGCACGUGGCCACCGGGCUUUGGCUGUCUUACCAGGCGCCCGACGCAAAAUCCUCACGCUUAGGACCCCUCAAGAGAAGGGCCUUCCUGUACCCAGAGGGCCACAUGGACGACGGCCUGAUCCUUCAGCUGUGCCAGCAUGAGGAGUCCAGGGCCGCGCGUAUCAUCCGCAACACCACAUCUCUCUUUACGCAAUUCAUCACUGCUCUGGACAGCCUGAGUGGUGAGAAGAGUGGCGAGGUGAGUCUGCCGGUGGGGGAGGUGAUGGACACCCUGAAUGACCUGAUCGUCUACUUCCAGCAGCCCGACUCCGCGCUGGAGCACGAGGAGAAGCAGAGGCAGCUCCGCUCACUCAUCAAGCGCCAGGACCUCUUCAAGGAGGAGGGAAUGCUCAGCCUGCUCUCCAAGUGCAUCGACCGGCUGAAUGUCUACAACAGCGCUGCCCACUUUGAGGAGUUUGCCGGGGCAGAGGCCGGGGAGGCCUGGAAGGACAUUCUGAACCUCCUCUAUGAGCUCCUGGCUGUCCUAAUCCGUGGAAACAGGACCAACUGUACACAGUUCUCCCGCAAGCUGGACUGGCUUGUUAGCAAGCUGGAGAGGCUGGAAUCCUCCUCAGGGAUUCUGGAGGUUCUCCACUGCAUCCUGGUGGAGAGUCCAGAGGCCCUGCACAUCAUCCAGAAAGCCCACAUCCGAUCCAUCAUCUCACUGCUCUACAAGCACGGCCGCAACCACAAGAUUCUGGACGUGCUGUGCUCACUGUGCGUGUGCAAUGGCGUGGCCGUGCGAGCCAAUCAGAAUUUCAUCUGUGACCAUCUCCUCCCUCGGCGAGAUCUGCUCCUACAGACACGACUGGUCAACGACGUCCAAAGUAUGCGUCCUAACGUCUUCCUGGGCAUCAACGAGGGAUCCGCCCAGUAUAAGAAGUGGUAUUUUGAACUGAUGAUCGACCAGGUGGACCACUUCGUGACCAGCGAGCCCACCCACCUGCGCGUCGGCUGGGCCACCACCAAAGGCUACGCCCCCUACCCCGGGGGUGGAGAGGGCUGGGGAGGGAACGGCGUAGGCGACGACCUCUACUCCUACAGCUUCGACGGCCUGUACCUGUGGUCAGGUCGUAUUCCCAGGGCAGUGGCCUCCAUCAACCAGCACCUGCUGACGUCUGACGACGUGGUGAGCUGCUGCCUGGACUUGGGCGCGCCCAGCAUGUCCUUCCGCAUCAACGGCCAGCCGGUGCAGGGCAUGUUCGAGGACUUCAACAUCGACGGCUUCUUCUUCCCCGUCGUCAGCUUCUCAGCAGGGGUCAAAGUGCGUUUCCUGCUGGGUGGUCGGCAUGGCGAUUUCAAGUUCCUGCCGCCGGCUAGCUACGCCCCGUGUUACGAGGCCCUGCUGCCCAAAGAGAAGAUGCGUAUUGAGCCUGUCAAGGAGUACAAGCGCGACCACGAGGGCAUCAGGGACCUGCUGGGCACGCUGCCCCUCCUCUCCCAAGCCUCCUUUGUCCCCGUCCCUGUAGAUACCAGCCAGGUCGCUUUGCCCCCUCAACUGGAGCAUGUGAGGGACAAGCUGGCAGAGAACAUCCAUGAGCUCUGGGGCAUGAACAAGAUCGAACUGGGCUGGACCUAUGGCAAGGUGCGAGAUGACAACAAAAGACAGCACCCCUGCCUCAUUGAUUUCUCCAAAUUGCCCGAAACCGAAAUGAAUUAUAACCUGCAGAUGUCAUCCGAGACACUCAAGACCCUGCUGGCUUUAGGAUGCCUGGUUUCCCAAAUUAAAGCCGACGCAGAGGACGAUCUGAAGAAAAUCAAACUUCCCAAGAACUACGUGAUGUCCAAUGGUUAUAAACCAACGCCACUGGAUCUUUCUGACGUGAAGCUCAAUCCAGGUCAGGAGGUUCUGGUAGAUAAACUGGCCGAGAACGCUCACAACGUUUGGGCCAAAGAUAGAAUCAAACAAGGAUGGACCUAUGGCAUACAGCAGGAUCUGAAAAGUAGACGUAAUCCACGCCUGGUGCCAUAUGCUUUACUCGAUGAACGUACUAAGAGAUCGAACCGUGACAGCCUCCGAGAGGCUAUCCGAACCCUUGUCGGGUAUGGGUACAAUAUCGACCCUCCAGACCAAGAAGGUGCCCAUGGUGUUGAGAAGUCAAGUGUUGAAUCAAUCCGUUUCUUCCGUGUGGAGAAGACCUAUGCCGUCACCACUGGAAAGUGGUACUUUGAGUUUGAGGUCAUGACGGCUGGAGAAAUGCUUGUGGGCUGGGCCAGACCAGCCUGCAAGCCGGACGCCGAGCUGGGGUCAGACGACUUGGCUUACAUGUUCGACGGUUUCCAGGCCCGGAGUGUGCACAAGGGAGGCCAGUACUUCGGCCGCCCGUGGACCAGCGGUGACGUGGUGGGCUGCCUGAUCAACAUGGAGGACAAGUCCAUGAUCUUCACCCUCAAUGGAGAAGUGCUCAUCACCGACAACGGCUCCGAGCUGUGCUUCGCCGACUUUGAGACCGAGGACGGGUUCAUCCCAGUAUGCAGCCUGGGGCUGGCCCAGAUCGGACGCAUGAACUUGGGGAAGGACGCCAGCACCUUUAAGUACUACACCAUGUACGGCCUCCAGGAGGGCUUCGAGCCCUUCGCCGUCAAUAUGAACCGAGACGUCACCAUGUGGUUCAGUAAGCGCCUGCCCACGUUUGUCAACGUACCCAAAGAUCACCCACACAUCGAGGUGACCAGAAUCGAUGGCACUGUCGACACACCCCCAUGCCUAAAGGUGUCACACAAGACGUACGGCACACAGGCCAGCAACAAUGACAUGCUGUACUGCCGUCUGAGCAUGCCUGUGGAGUGCUAUCCUGGACCAAGAAAAGAUGCAGAUGCUGCUGACGUUGUCCCGAAGAAAGAAGACGGCAAGAUAGACUAUGGAAGCAUCACCAAGUACUCUUACUCCAUGAGAGUGUUUGCUGGUCAGGAUCCUGGCUGUGUGUGGGUUGGCUGGGUCACCCCAGAUUACCAUUACUACAGCAAGCACUUCAGCCUGAACAAGAUUCGCACUGUCACUGUAACGCUAGGAGAUGAGAGGGGGCGCGUUCAUGAGAGUGUGAGGAGAAGUAACUGCUACAUGGUGUGUGCAGCAGACGUGGCGCGGGCGAUUGCCUCCUCCCGCUCCAGCAACGUGGAGAUGGAGAUCACCUGCUACAUCGACCUGGCCUCAGGCCUCGUCUCCUUCUCUGCCAACGGCAAAGAGCUGGCUACAACUUACCAGGUGGAGCCCAGCACCAAGCUCUUCCCUGCAGCGUUCGUCCUGCCAACAAGCCAAAAUUUGCUGCAGUUUGAAUUUGUGAAGGCUCAGGACACCAUGCCGUUGUCGUCGGCCAUGUUCAAGAGUCUGCACAGCAACCCGGUGCCCCAGUGCCCCCCGCGGCUGGGGGUGCAGACCAUCGUGUCGGUGCUGUGGAGCCGCAUGCCCAACACCUUCCUCCCGGUGGAGACGGCGCGUGUCAGCGAGCGUCACGGCUGGGUAGUGCAGUGCCUGGAGCCCCUGCAGAUGCUGGCUGUCCACAUACCUGAGGAGAGCAGGUGUUUGGACAUCAUGGAGCUGUCUGAGAACGAGGUUUUGCGCCAGUUCCACCACCACACGCUGAAACUCUACUGCGCCCUCUGCUCAUUGGGCAACACGCGCGUAGCACACGCCCUCUGCAGCCAUCUGGACCAAUCGCAGCUUCUGUACACCAUCGACAACCAGUACCUGACAGGGCAGCUGCGUGAAGGCUUCUAUGACGUCCUGAUCAGCAUUCACCUGGACACGGCCAAGGAGGCGCGGCUGAUGAUGAAGGACGAGUACAUCAUCCCCAUCAUCCCCGAGACACGCAGUAUCCGCCUGUUCCGUGACGAGUCCAAGAGCCACACGCUGCCUGGCGUGGGCCUGAGCACCACCCUAACGCCCAGCAUGACCUUCACGCCGCCCUGCUUCAUCACCACCAAGCGCGAGCAGCCGCUCUACAGCCCCCAGAUCCCGCUGGCCAAGCUCAAGGCCAAGGCCAUCUCCAUGCUGACGGAGGCGGUGCACGGCGGCGGCGUCUACAUCCGCGACCCGGUGGGCGGCAGCGUGGAGUUCCAGUUCGUGCCCAUCCUCAAGCUAAUCGGCACGCUGCUCAUCAUGGGCGCGCUGACCAGCGAGGAGGUGCAGCUGGUGCUGCUCCUCAUCGAGCCCAGUGUCUUCCAGGAGCCGGAGGAGGAGGAAGCGGCCGCCCCACCAGAAGGGGGCGCCUUGGCUGUAGAGCCAGCCCCGGAGAAGGAGGAGGUGACGAGCGCGGAGGGGAAGGCGGUGGAGGCCGGCGAGGAGGAGGCCAAGGAGGCCAAGCCGCCCGCUGCCAAGGGGCUACUGGAGACACACCUGCCCGAGUCAGUCAAGAAGCAGAUGUGCGAGCUACUGCACUACUUCUGCGACUGUGAGCUCAAGCAGCGUAUUGAAUCCAUCGUGGCCUUCGCUGAUAGCUACGUCUCCAGGCUGCAGUUCAACCAGAAGUUCCGCUACAACGAGCUCAUGCUGGCCCUCAACAUGUCGGCUGCCGUCACUGCCAAGAAGACCAGGGAGUUCCGAUCUCCUCCACAGGAGCAGAUGAACAUGCUGCUGAACGUCACCCUUGGAGAGGACUGCCCUUGCCCAGAAGAAAUCCAAGACGAGCUGUAUGCCUUCCAUGAUGACUUGAGAUUACACUGUGGAAUCCCAAUCGAAGAGGAGGAUGAGGAGCCAGACCUGUCAAUCAAAGGCCGGCUGAUGUCGCUGGUCUACAAGAUCAAGGGCCGACCGCAGAAGACAGAGGAGGAGCCAACGGAGACAGAGCAAGCUACUCCUACCAACCUAAAGGAGCUGAUCUCCCAGACCAUGGUGACGUGGGCGCAGGACAGCCUGAUUCAGGACCCCGAGCUGGUGCGCUCCAUGUUCAGCCUGCUGCGGCGGCAGUACGACGGCAUCGGGGAGCUGCUGCGCUCCAUGCGGAAGAGCUACACCAUCAGCGCCGCCUCCAUGAAGGACGCCGGCCACCUGCUGGCCUCGCUGGGCCAGAUCCGCUCGCUGCUCAGCGUGCGCAUGGGCAAAGAGGAGGAGCGCCUCAUGAUCGACGGACUCAGCGACAUCAUGAACAACAAGGUGUUCUACCAACACCCCAACCUGAUGAGGGUCCUGGGCAUGCACGAGACUGUCAUGGAGGUCAUGGUCAACGUGCUGGGUGGAGACAAGUCUCACAUUGCCUUCCCUGCCAUGGUGGCCAGCUGCUGUCGUUUCCUCUGCUACUUCUGUCGCAUCAGCCGGCAGAACCAGAAGGCCAUGUUCGACCACCUGAGCUACCUGCUGGAGAACAGCUGCGUCGGACUGGCGUCUCCUGCUAUGCGGGGCUCCACACCUCUGGAUGUGGCCGCGGCGUCUGUGUUGGAUAACAACGCGCUGGCCCUCGCUCUGGAGGAACCAGACCUGGAGAAGGUGGUGAUGUACUUGGCUGGCUGUGGCCUUCAGAGCUGUGCCAUGCUGGUUGCCAGGGGUUACCCCGACAUCGGCUGGAACCCCAUGGAGGGCGAGCGAUACCUCUCCUUCCUGCGAUUCGCCGUCUUCGUUAACGGCGAGAGUGUGGAGGAGAAUGCCAACGUGGUGGUGAAGCUGCUGAUCAGGCGUCCAGAGUGCUUCGGCCCGGCCCUGAGAGGAGAGGGGGGGCAGGGCCUGCUGGCUGCCAUGGAGGAGGCCAUCAAGAUCUCAGAGGACCCCGCCCUGGACCUGCCCACUCUUCCCGAAGGGGUAGUAGUGCCAGAGGUGAUGGAGGGUCUGGAGGAGGAGGAGGAGGAGGUGGCCCACAUGGGAAACUCCAUCAUGUCCUUCUACUCCGCCCUCAUCGACCUGCUGGGACGCUGCGCACCUGAGAUGCAUCUGAUCAGCAAGGGCAAAGGAGAGGCUCUGCGUAUCCGUGCCAUCCUGCAGUCCCUGGUGCCAACCAUCGACCUGGUGGGCAUCAUCAGCAUACCGCUCAAGACGCCCGUCGUCCAUAAAGACGGCAGUGUGACGGAGCCAGAUAUGUCGGCCAGCUUCUGUCCGGAGCACAAGGCCCCCAUGGUGCUGUUCCUGGACCGCGUGUACGGUAUCGAAGACCAGGCCUUCCUACUCCACCUGCUGGAGGUCGGCUUCCUACCCGACCUGCGCGCCUCCGCAUCCCUCGACGCGGGGGUCCUGAGCACGACGGAGACGGCGUUAGCCAUGAACCGCUACAUCGGCACGGCCGUGAUGCCGCUGCUGACACGCUGCGCCCACCUCUUCUCCAGCACCGAGCACUACGCCACGCUCAUCGACUCCACGCUGCACACCAUCUACCGCCUCUCCAAGGGCCGCACGCUCACCAAGGCCCAGCGCGACGCCAACGAGGAGUGCCUGCUUGCCAUAUGCUCGUACCUGCGUCCCUCCAUGCUGCAGCAGCUCCUGAGGCGUCUGGUGUUUGACGUGCCGCUGCUCACAGAGUACUGCAAGAUGCCCAUCAGGCUGCUGACCCACCACUAUGAGCAGAACUGGAAGUACUACUGCCUGCCCACGGGGCUGGGCAGCUACGGCAUCGCCUCAGAGGAGGAGCUGCUGCUCACCAAGAAGAUCUUCUGGGGCCUGUUCGACGCCCUCUCGCAGAAGAAGUACGACGUGGAGCUGUUCAAGACGGCAAUGCAGUGCCUGUGUGCCAUCUCUGGAGCGCUGCCUCCCGACUUCGUGGACCUGACUCCCAGCUCCACCCUGGAGAAGCAGACCUCCGUGGACGCCCAGGGCAACUUCGAUCCCAAGCCCAUCAGCACUGCCAACAUUUCCCUUCCUGAGAAGCUGGAGUACAUUGCCAACAAGUACGGCGAGCAUUCCCAUGAGAAAUGGUCUUCAGAGAAGCUGGCUCAGGGCUGGAGUCACGGAGAGAAGGUGGAUAACGAGGCCAAAACCCAUCCCUUACUGCAGCCGUAUAAAUCACUCAGCGAAAAGGAGAGGGAGACAUACCGCUACCCAGUGAAGGAGUCCCUGAAGAGCAUGUUGGCUUUAGGCUGGAGCGUGGAGAGGACCAAAGAGGGAGAGGCUAUUUUCAAGGAGGGCGAGAAACAGCGCAAGGCCUCUGAAAGUGGAGCAUAUACCCCAAUACCACUGGAUUUGGACAAUGUGGUUCUCUCAAGAGAGGUGCAGGGCAUGGUGGAGAUUGUGGCCGAGAACUACCACAACAUCUGGGCCAAGAAGAAGAAGGCAGAACUCACGAGCAAAGGAGGCACCCAUGCCCUACUGGUGCCCUACGACACGCUGACGGCCAAGGAGAAGUUCCGCGACCGUGAGAAAGCUCAGGAGCUCUUCAAAUUCCUGCAGAUCAACGGCUACGCUAUUAGCAGAGGCCAUCAGGACAUGGAGCAGGAGGCUGCGAGCAUGGAGAAGAGGUUCGCCUCCAAGUUCCUGAAGAGGGUGCUGGGAUACGUGGACUCUGCCCAGGAGUUCAUCGCCCACUUGGAGGCCAUGGCUUCCAGUGGCAAGACUGACAAAUCCCCUCAUGAACAAGAGAUCAAGUUUUUCGCCAAGGUCCUGCUGCCCCUGAUCGACCAGUACUUCAAGAACCACUGCAUGUACUUCCUGUCCACCCCAAGCAAAAACCUGAGCAGCAGUGGCUACGCCACCAAUAAGGAGAAGGAGAGGGUGGCCAGCUUGUUCUGUAAGCUGGCCGCUCUUGUGCGGCACAGGAUCUCUCUCUUUGGUGUUGAUUCUCCUACAAUGGUGAACUGUCUGCACAUCCUGGCUCAAACGCUGGACUUCAGGACGGUGAUGAAGUCGGGCUCGGAGCUGGUGAAGGCGGGCGUGCGGACGUUCUUCGAGAACGCGGCGGAGGACCUUGAGAAGACCCUGGAGAACCUGAAGCUGGGCAAGAUGGCGCAGCGCAGCCAGAUGAAGGGCGUGGCCCAGAUCAUCAACUACACCACCACCGCCCUGCUGCCCAUCCUCACCCCGCUCUUCACACACGUCUCCCACCACCACUUCAAGGCCGACCUGCUGUUGGAUGACGUCCAGCUAUCCUGCUAUCGUAUCCUGACCAGUCUCUACUCUUUGGGCAUUGGCAAAAACGCUUAUGUUGAGAAGCAGCUGCCAGUGCUGGGGGAGAGUCUGUCCGCAGUGGUGGGGGCCAUGCCGGUGGCCUUCCUGGAGCCAGAGCUCAACGCACACAACCCCCUCUCUGUCUUCAACACCAAGACCCCACGCGAAAGAGCCAUCCUGAGCAUGCCCGACACGGUGGACGAGAUGUGCCCGGACCUGCCCCCGCUGGACGGCCUGCUGAAGGACAUCAGCGACCUGUCCGAGUCUGGCGCCCGCUACUCCGAGAUUCCGCACAUCAUUGAGGUGGUGCUGCCCAUGCUGUGCACCUACCUGUCCAACUGGUGGGAGAAGGGGCCCGACAACAGUGCCAGCGGCGCCAGCUGCUGCACCCGCGUUUCCUCCGAGCACCUGAACACCCUGCUGGGCAACAUCCUCAAGCUGCUCAACAACAACCUGGGCAUCGAUGAAGCACCAUGGAUGAAGAGACUGGCAGUGUUCACCCAGCCCAUCAUCUGCAUGGCGGGGCCGGCCCUGCUGAAGAGCCACUACCUGCCCACGCUGGAGAAGAUGAAGAAGAAGACGGUGAAGGUGGUGUCGGAGGAGGAAGCCCUGAAGGCCGAGACCAAGGGUGACACGCAGGCCGCCGAGCUGCAGAUCCUCGACGAGUUUGCUGUGCUCUGCCGAGACCUAUACGCCUUCUACCCCAUGCUCAUCCGCUACGUGGACAACUUCAGAUCCACGUGGCUGAAGGAGCCUGACGCUGACUCCACCAUGCUAUUCAACAUGGUGGCUGAGAUUUUCAUUCUCUGGUGUAAAUCUCAUAACUUCAAGAGGGAGGAGCAGAACUUUGUGGUUCAGAAUGAGAUCAACAACCUGGCCUUCCUGACUGCUGACUCCAAGACAAAGAUGGCCAAGUCUGGUGGAAAUGACCAGGAGCGUAAGGGCCGGAGGAGGAAACGUGAGCUGUACUCGGUGCAGACCUCCAUGAUAGUGGCAGCCCUCAAGAAGCUGCUGCCCAUUGGCCUCAACAUGUGCACGCCCGGAGACCAGGAGCUCAUCUCCCUAGCCAAGAUACGCUACGCCCUGAAAGACACGGAUGACGAGGUCAAAGAACAACUUCGCUCAAACCUUCACCUUCAAGAGAAGUCGGAGGACCCUGAGGUGCAGUGGCAGCUGAACCUGUACAAGAAUGUGGUGGUGAAGAGUGAUGGACCCCCCGACCCUGAGCACACGGUGGAGAGAGUACAGAGCAUCGCAGCAGCUCUCUUCCACCUGGAGGCGGUGGAGCUGCCACUGAGGAGCAAGAAGAACUUACAGCAGAAGCUGCUCUCCAAGCAACGCAAGCGCGCUGUAGUGGCCUGCUUCCGCAUGGCACCCCUCUACAACCUGCCCAGGCAUCGCUGUAUUAACCUCUUCUUCCUGCCCUACCAGAAGUUCUGGAUAGAGGCAGAGGAGUAUUUCUUUGAGGAGAAGCUAGUGCAGGACCUGGCCAAAUCCCCCGUCAAGGCGGAGAAGGAGGAAGAGGAGGAGGAGGCAGAGGUGAAGCCGGACCCUCUGCACCAACUCAUUCUCCAUUUCAGUCACAACGCUCUCACAGAGAAGAGCCAACUGGAUGACGACCCUUUGUAUAUAGCAUACGCAGACAUGAUGGCAAAGAGUUGUGCCGAUGCCGAUGAGGAGGAAGAGGAUGAUGAAGAAGGUGGUAAGACCUUUGAGGAAAAAGAGAUGGAGAAGCAGAAGAUCUUGUACCAGCAGGCCAGACUGCACGCCCGCGGGGCAGCAGAGAUGGUGCUGCAGAUGAUUAGUGCCAGUAAAGGCCGACUUGGGCCGAUGGUAACUGGAACCCUGAAACUGGGUAUCUCGAUUCUCAAUGGUGGUAAUGUGAUUGUACAGCAGAAAAUGCUGGAUUACCUGAAAGAAAAAAGAGAUGCUGGCUUCUUCAAGAGUCUGUCUGGACUCAUGCAAGCUUGCAGCGUCCUUGACCUGAAUGCAUUUGAGAGACAAAACAAAGCAGAGAGUCUUGGCAUGGUGUCAGAAGAAGGAUCAAUCAACGCGAGUGAGAAGGACAAUGAAUCGAGUUUGUCAUCUUCCAAAGUGUUGCAGAACGAUGACUUUACCAAGGACCUGUUUAGGUUCUUACAGCUGCUCUGUGAGGGCCACAACUCCGAUUUCCAGAACUACUUGCGUACCCAGACUGGUAACACCAUGACGGUCAACAUCAUCAUUAGCACCGUGGACUACUUGCUCCGGCUACAGGAGUCCAUCAGUGAUUUUUACUGGUACUACUCUGGAAAAGAUGUCAUGGAUGAAGCUGGCCAGUUCAACUUCUCCAAAGCCCUCAGCGUUGCCAAGCAGGUGUUCAACUCACUCACUGAGUACAUUCAGGGCCCCUGCAUUGGUAACCAGCAGAGUUUGGCACACAGCAGACUUUGGGAUGCAGUGGUUGGAUUCCUGCAUGUGUUUGCAAACAUGCAGAUGAAGCUUUCACAGGACUCAAGUCAAAUUGAGUUGUUGACUGAACUGAUGGAUCUUCAGAAAGAUAUGGUGGUGAUGAUGCUGUCUCUCCUUGAGGGUAAUGUGGUAAAUGGAACUAUAGGGAAACAGAUGGUGGAUACACUGGUGGAAUCCUCCAGUAAUGUUGAGAUGAUCCUCAAGUUCUUCGAUAUGUUCCUCAAACUGAAAGACCUUACAACCUCUGACAACUUCAAAGAGUACGAUCCCGAAGUAAAGGGGGUCAUAUCAAAAAGGGAUUUCCAGAAGGCGAUGGAGAACCAGAAGCAGUAUUCCCAGUCCGAGAUCGAGUUCCUGCUCUCCUGCGUGGAGGCGGAUGAAAACGACAUAUUUAACUAUGAGGAGUUUACUGACCACUUCCACGAACCCGCCAAAGACAUCGGCUUCAACGUGGCCGUGUUGCUCACCAACCUUUCAGAGCACAUGCCACACGAUGGUCGCUUAUCGACUUUCCUUGACCUUGCAGAGAGCGUCCUCUCCUACUUUGAACCCUAUCUUGGUCGUAUUGAGAUCAUCGGCAGUGCUAAGAGGAUCGAGAGAGUGUACUUUGAGAUUAGCGAGAUGAGCCGCACCCAGUGGGAGAAACCGCAAGUCAAGGAGUCCAAGCGAGACUUCAUUUUCGCCGUGGUCAAUGAGGGUGCAGAGAGCGAGAAGAUGGAGAUGUUCGUCAACUUCUGCGAGGACACCAUCUUUGAGAUGCAACUGGCCUCGCAGAUCUCCGAGCCAGACACCGUCGAGCGCCGCGAGGAAGAGGAGGAGGAAGAGGAAGCUGCGGAGGAGGAGGAAGAGGAAGCCCAAGAGGCCCAGUCGGCCUUCUCGGCAGCCUGCACCUCCGUGAAGAAGAAGAUCUCCAACUUCCGCCAGUUGCUGACCUUCCGCAGCAUGGCCAAGCAGGCCAAGAAGGUCAUGAAGCUCACCAUCCGUGAGAUGAUAGCAGGCUUCUUUGGCUUCUUCUGGAUGCUCUUCACUGGCUUCUUUAAAGGAAUCUACGGCGUGAUCUUCGGCUUCUUCCACAUUAUCUGGUCCUCCAUCUUCGGCGGUGGCCUGGUCGAGGGCGCCAAGAACAUGAAGGUGACCGACAUCCUUGGCAACAUGCCCGACCCUACGCAGUUCGGAAUCCACGGCGACGUCAUAGAAGUGGACAAAGGGGAGGGCGGGGAAAUGAUGAUGAUGACCGACAUGGUGCAGAUGACGGGCAGCGAGCCGGUGGAGGUAGACCUUAUGGUGGAGCUGAUGGGCGGGGCGGGCAAGCGGGAUGGCAAGCACGCGGCGGAACUGGGCCUGGGUGACGUCGACGAGCCUUUCGAAACCAAGCCAACAGAGAAAAAGAUGGCUGACGUGAAGGUGUCGGAGACAGAAAAAGCAGAUACUGAGAAGAAGGAGAAGCAGGAUGAGGCCAAGAAGGAGGAGGCUCCAGCAGAGACUCCCGCGGAGGAACCGGCGGCAGAGGAGGAGAAGCCGCCACGCAGACACAAGCGCGGGGACGACACAGAGGAAAGCCCUGCUUUCAUGGCCAACCUCUUCGCCGCUCUGGAGGUCCACAAGACCAAGUUCCUGAACUCUCUGGCUCGUAACUUCUACAAUCUUCGUAUGCUGGCCCUGUUCCUGUCCUUCGCCAUCAACUUCAUUCUGCUCUUCUACAAGGUGACUGGUGAGGGAGAAGAGGAUGAGGAAGAGGAGGACUCCUGGGAGAAUGGUGACGAGGAAGAUGAGGAUGACAUAGAGUACUAUGUACUGCAGGAGAGCACGGGCUACAUGGCACCCUCCUUGACCUUCCUGGCUAUCUUACACACUGUCAUCGCACUCCUCUGUGUCCUGGGCUACUCUUAUCUGAAGGUUCCUCUGGUGAUAUUCAAGCGUGAGAAGGAGGUGGCUAGGAGUCUGGAGUUUGAAGGCAUUUAUAUCACCGAGCAACCGUCUGAUGAUGACAUCAAAGGACAGUGGGAUCGAUUGGUUAUUGCCACUCCAUCUUUUCCAAGCAAUUACUGGGACAAAUUUGUUAAGAGAAAGGUCAUUAACAAGUACGGUGAUAUGUAUGGAGCUGAGCGCAUAGCUGAGCUGCUCGGAUUGGAUAAAAGUGCCCUUGACUUCGACCCGACGAUAGAGACUGUGGCCCCUGAACCCUCCCUGGUUUCCUGGUUGAGCUCCAUCGACACCAAAUACCACAUCUGGAAAAUGGGUGUGGUUCUGACUGACAAUAACUUCCUGUAUCUGGUGUGGUACACUACCAUGUCCAUCCUGGGCCAUUACAACAACUUCUUCUUCGCGGCCCACCUGCUGGACAUUGCCAUGGGCGUCAAGACCCUCAGGACCAUCCUCUCCUCUGUCACCCACAACGGCAAGCAGCUUGUGUUGACCGUUGGGCUGCUGGCGGUGGUGGUGUACCUCUACACAGUGGUGGCCUUCAACUUCUUCCGCAAGUUCUACAACAAGAGCGAGGACGAGGACGAGCCUGACAUGAAAUGCGAUGACAUGAUGACGUGCUACCUGUUCCACAUGUACGUGGGUGUGAGGGCUGGCGGUGGCAUCGGUGACGAGAUCGAGGACCCGGCUGGUGACCCCUCUGAGCUCUACCGCAUCCUCUUCGACAUCACCUUCUUCUUCUUCGUCAUCGUCAUCCUCCUGGCCAUCAUCCAGGGUUUGAUUAUUGAUGCCUUUGGGGAGCUGAGAGGCCAGCAGGACCAAGUCAAGGAGGACAUGGAGACCAAAUGCUUCAUCUGUGGGAUCGGUAAUGACUACUUUGACACGACGCCCCACGGCUUCGAGACACACACCUUACAAGAGCACAACUUGGCCAACUACCUAUUUUUCCUGAUGUAUCUGAUCAACAAGGACGAAACUGAGUACACGGGUCAGGAGUCGUAUGUGUGGAAUCUCUACCAACAGAGGUGCUGGGACUUCUUCCCAGCCGGAGACUGCUUCCGCAAACAAUAUGAGGACCAGCUAGGCUAGGAGGGCCACUUGGAGUCCCUAGCCAAUAAUCUGACUGACUGCAAACAAUCAAACCUUAAAAGAAAAGGAAGGGAAAAGAAGGGAAAAAUGGAAAACUGAAAACCAACACCUCAACAUUACAUUUAACCUCCAUGCUGCUGUCAAAGAAAGAAGUCACUGGAAGAAAAAAAAGAAAAGAAAUACCACCACUGCUUUUGACUUAAUGGAGACGUACGAGAAACUGCGAUUCGAGUGACUUUCUUACGUGGACACCUUUGCUAUGAAGAAGAGAAGGCUAAUAAUGCCAAAACACCAACCUACCGAAUUAUCACUUGUGUGAUGGAACCGUUAUAUAUACACGUAUAUAUAUAUAGAUAAAAGAGUUGCCUUUCCACCUACUAAGCCCACACCUGUUGCACAAUUUGUCUUGACCUGUAAAAUUGACGUCUUAUCGGCGAGGGUUAAGGUGAACUGAGUGAAUGUGACACAAAAAAAUAUGCACAAGAAGUACUGCUGAUGGAUUUUACCAAGCACUUCACAAUGAAAGAAAAUGAUACAACAAUGAAAAAAUGUACAUUACCUUUUACAAACGAAGGUGUAUGUGUUGCCGCAAAUACACAGUUACAGGAAGACUUGAGCCCAUUUUAAUGUAUUAUCAAGUGUCAAAAGUGCCUUAGAAAGACAAACUAUGCAAAAAAAAACCUAUGAACAUGAAGAUUUGAACACUUUAUCCCUCCUCAUUGUUUAGCAUUUUAGGUGCCCUGGAGUAGUUGAGGCAUUGUUACACCUACAGUAGGGUUAGUUUUGUGGCUUUAGUUGGCGUUUGUUCUAGGAUACAGCCGUUGCCAUAGCAAUAAAAGGCUUUAUCAGUUUGGAUUUGUUCUCCGCUACUGGGGGGGGGGGCUUCAUGCCCACCUGCACUCAUUCACCACAAAGCAUUUUAGAGCAAGUCACAGCUGCAAAAUCAAACAAAAAUAAAGGAUGAAAAAAAGGAACAAACCAUUAAUUUAUUUAAGGACAGAAAAAAAUGAGUUCAAAAAAAUGUAAACUGCUAUUGUAUGGCCAUUUGUAUGUAUGUAGUAGCUUUCGGUGAUAGCCAUGACUUUUUUUGGGGAGGGGGGAAAAGAGAAUAAAGCAACCGAUGCAA
Molecule: messenger RNA, 15853 nt
Organism: Engraulis encrasicolus (European anchovy)
Lineage: Eukaryota; Metazoa; Chordata; Actinopteri; Clupeiformes; Engraulidae
Product: ryanodine receptor 3-like
Exons: 106
Coding region: 133-14727 (4864 amino acids)
Biological process (GO): striated muscle contraction; intracellular calcium ion homeostasis; release of sequestered calcium ion into cytosol by sarcoplasmic reticulum
Cellular component (GO): Z disc; sarcolemma; smooth endoplasmic reticulum
Molecular function (GO): protein binding; ryanodine-sensitive calcium-release channel activity
Source: RefSeq, a predicted model, not a curated record